GGGCGGAGCGUGUGGGCUCUGAGGCGAAAGCUGAAAGGACACCCAGCGGUCCUCUCGCUGUGACCUGGAAGCGCCCUCAGCCACGUCCCGGCCCGAUCCCUGAAUGCUCGCCCGAGACUGACGCGGGACUCGCCGCGCCUAGCACGGUGUCGGCCACGCCUUUAACCCUUAGUAAACACUGACAACCUCACUGUGCCUCCUUGCAGCCUUAGUUCUGCUGGUACUUGGAUUCUGCCACACGCUUUGCCAGGCAAAACGGUCUCCUAAUCGGGACGGGUGCCAGUGCUUGCUUCUACCCACAGAGCUUUGCAGUUUUCAGUAGGAACACAUCACUGGCUUUCAACUGUGAACCCAGUUAUCUGAAAGGAAGCUUGUGUGAAGGAGCCCCCCUCACUUUGGGAUAAUGUCUGAUUUGUUAGAGCAGCCUGUUUUUCAAACUGAAGGCAUAGCUUGGAAAUUUAGCAUGGAAUGGAAAAGAUCCGUUCAUAUAACCAGGAAACUACAAAUGAUCUUUAUUCUGUGAGCAACAAACAUGGCAAGUUAGCGACUCUAACGCUGUUUCAUCUUCAAACCAGUCUAUUUAACAUCAUCUCUCCUGCUUAUAAGUGCUUAGACUUCAACAAUAUCGCCAGUAAGAGAAUCGAAUCCGUUAAUCCUCUGAUAUGUGCACGAAUAUGGAUGAGCACAGCUGCCAUUCAGCAGUGGCGAACAGAAGGACGGAUAGCUGCCUGGCUACACAUCCCCAUCCUGCAGAGCCACUUCAUCGCCCCUGCUGCUUCCCUGGGCUUUUGCUUCCACCACGCAGAACCCCAUUCCUCAACACUGACUCUGUGGCUGGGAGAAGGACCCAGCAGGCUCCCGGGGUAUGCUACACACCAAGUCGGGGUCGCAGGUGCUGUAUUUGAUGUUAGCACCAGGAAAGUACUGGUUGUACAAGAUCGAAAUAAAUUGAAAAACAUGUGGAAGUUUCCAGGAGGCCUGUCAGAGCCGGGAGAAGAUAUUGCAGACACAGCAGUCCGAGAGGUUUUUGAAGAGACUGGUGUCAAGUCAGAAUUCAGGUCCCUGUUGAGCAUCCGGCAGCAACACAGGAGCCCUGGGGCCUUUGGGAUGUCAGACAUGUACCUGGUCUGUCGCCUGCAACCGCGUUCCUUUACCAUCAACUUCUGCCAGCAGGAAUGCUUGAGGUGUGAAUGGAUCGAUCUGGAAAACCUGGCUCGGACUAAACACACAACCCCCAUCACCAGCAGGGUGGCUAGGCUACUGCUGUACGGACUCAGGGAAGGGUUUGACAAAAUUGACCUCAGCAUGGAGGAACUCCCUGCAGUGUACACAGGCCUAUUCUACAAACUCUAUCACAGGGAGCUGCCGGAGAGUUACAAAGCUGCAAUGGGAGCAGACUGAAUGCCAGAUUUCAGCAUACGUUCACAUACGUUAUGUCCAUGGUGGAAAUUCAUAGAUGUACAUGUUUUUA
Messenger RNA from Mus pahari (shrew mouse), 1471 nucleotides. RefSeq names its product nudix hydrolase 6 (gene Nudt6). Lineage: Eukaryota; Metazoa; Chordata; Mammalia; Rodentia; Muridae. Bases 469 to 1401 code for a protein of 310 amino acids. Gene Ontology annotation, molecular function: NAD binding; ADP-ribose diphosphatase activity; NADH pyrophosphatase activity. The transcript is spliced from 5 exons. The record is from RefSeq and is a predicted model, not a curated record.